GCUGGGUAGGAUUUUGGUGCGUUACCACGGAACAGUGUGUGUAUGACCGUAUGUGUUGAGAGUGAAAGAAGGAUGGAGGACGACCCACAACUGAAUUUAGAAGAUCUGGACUAACAGGGGGCCAUCGCAGUUUUAAACUGUUUUCGGGGAACCGUUUUUUUUUGUAAAGGGGGGAAUUUCUUUUCAGCCACAUGUUAAAAUGCCAUUUGCCAAAAGGAUCGUUGAACCUCAGUUAUUGUGCAGGCAUACGAUUCCCAAUGAGGAGGGAUUGCUUUUCGAGGACCUGUGCACCAUCAACAAUGUGGCGUUAUCACGGACCUUGCGACAGCUUUCCGACCUGGCCAAGCACGCCUGCUCCCUGUUUCAGGAGCUGGAGAAUGAGAUCGUAUCGACAAACCAGCGGGUUUGGGUUCUUCAUGGUAAAAUAGGAAGGCUCCAGCAAACCACCACUGGACUCGACCCUAAACAGGAGGCAGUGCCUGUGUCUAACCUGGACGUGGAGAGCAAGCUGACGUCCCACUACCAGGCCCCCUGGCACCAGCAUCGUAAUGUGUUCCACCCCUCCACCCGGCCGCCCUGCGUGGAGGAGCUCCACCGCCACGCCAAGCAGAGCCUGCGGGCGCUGCAACGAGGCUUCUCAUGGAGUCAUGAGCCAGACCAGCACCAGCGUCAGCAGGCCAGUAACAGGGAACGGCGGGUGACCAUCAACAUCUCGGUGGCACCUCCCAUGCCCACGUACCCAUCACCCCGCACACUCCGGAGGCGCGAGCUGAAAGCACGGCACUUGAGAACGGAGAGGACAGGGGGGGACAUAGACACAGAGGCACCUCAGACACAGCUGCAAGAGGAAGCAGCUAGGGAAGCUGAUAGUCAGACCAUACAGAGACAGUUUGAGAAUGCCCGCUCAUCCUCCCCCACUGAGUGCUGCCACUUCUCUCCCUGGAGAAAGGCUGCUCCACCCACUGACCCCGACUCAGAGGUGGUGGCUCUAGGCCACCGGCCCAAGUGCCCCAUCCCUAACGUCCCCUCCACGCUGGACAAGCAGACUAACUGGUCCCACCCGCUGCCGCUGCCCACGCCCGAGGAGAGGAUGAAAACCGAUUCCCAAGUGGUCACCUCGUGCGUCGUGCCCAUUAACGUUACGGAGGAGGUGUCCGUCUCUUCCUCCCCCCCAGCGAUAUCAGCCUUCUUCAGGGUCGGCUUUGACAGAGACGCCAGUGUGCGCUGCUCACUCGUUCACUCCCAGUCGGUGCUUCAGCGGAGGAGGAAGUUGAGGAGACGGAAGACCAUCUCCGGAAUUCCCAGGCGUGUACAGCAGGACCUAGACUCGGAUGAGUCUCCUGUUGCGAGGGAGCGGACGGUGAUUGUGCACGCGAACCCCGAGGCCUGCCAGGAGGACGACAGGCUCAGCAGCCACCUCAGUACCAAGGACUCGGGCUGCCAGACGGAGGAGAUCCUCAUCGCCGCCACGGCCCCCUCGCGCAGGCGGAUACGAGCCCAGAGAGGCCAGGGCGCCACCGUCUCGCUCUCCCACUCCACGGGCAACAUCUCUUCUCUGCCCGACAGCUCCGACACCAUGUACAGCUCCUCCAUGGGCGCCCGCCUGCGCUCCCGCAGCCUGCCCCGCGACGGGAGGCACCUGGUGGACGAGGACCACGACGAGAGUGAAGAGGACGAUGAGGAAGAGGAGGAAGAGGAGCUCUCGCCGUUCGAGACAGAGGACUUCCUGCCAGUUCCCGGGGAGCACAUCCUGAAGGACGAGGAGGAGAGCACGGAUGACCAGGCGCUUCCUGAACAUCAGCUCGGCAGCCUGAAGUACAAGCAGCACGCGGGGAGUCCCGAGCAUGGCUGGCUGGAGCGUGGGCGCUCGCGGCUCCCGCGGAAGGUGGACAUGGGGAGCUGCGAGAUCUCGUCCAGCUCGGACACCUUCAGCAGUCCCAUCCACUCGGUGUCCAACGCCGGGGUGCUGACCAGUCAGAUGGACCACAAGGAGGACCACCAGUCCUCGAGUGGUAACUGGAGCGGCAGCAGCUCCACCUGCCCCUCACAGACGUCCGAGACCAUCCCCCCCGCAGCCUCCCCACCACUGACCGGCUCCUCGCACUGUGACUCGGAGUUGUCCCUUAAUGCAGUUUCGCAUGCCAAUGAUGACACAGCCGGUUUCAUCCUAGACCCUUACCCGACGGACAGGCUGCAGGGCCUCAGGGGCCACAGGACGGGCUCUUUCACCUCAACAGCCACGGACAUGCUGGACGACGCAGGGGUCAGCACGGCCAGUGAGGGAGAGUGGGGCUACCCGCACCACCGGCACAGCACGUCCUACCAUCAGGACUUCAGCCCUGAACACUCAAGGGAAGAAGAGGGCAGCUUGGAGUGCCCGAGCUUCGCCAGCAUAGCCACCUUUGAAAGCCUCACGGACAAGCCACCGUCUGAUAAGGCUGACACCGUCUCCCACUACUCGGUGGACACCGAAGGCUACUAUACCUCCAUGCACUUUGACUGUGGUCUUAAAGGUAGCAAAAGCUUCACGUAUAACUAUGCAGCUCAAGAGCAGCGUCAGGCGGAGUACAGAAGUCACAUGACCCUCGGGAGACACUGUCUAUCCCUGAGAAAACCAAAGGCGAAGCCUGCUCCGCCCCAACGCAGCACGUCCCUGAGGAAAAUCAGUGGUGCUGGAGGUGGAGGCCCUCACAACAAGAGCGAACCAAAGAUAACCUGUGGGCAGACCCUGCCAAUGUCUUCCAGGGAGAGGAAGCUGCAGCUGGACUUAGCCAGCUCCUCAGGACCGCCUGAGAGUGAGGAGACGCUUGAAGCUUGGGGGGUGGAGAGCACCAGCGAGAUGACUGAUGUGACGUUGUUUGUUUCUGGUGAGACGCACUCUUUCAAGGAUGAAGGGGCCGUGCAGUCUGAGUAUGCGGAUCUCUGGCUCCUCAAUGACCUGAAGUCGAACGAUCCCUACAGGUCGUUGUCGAACUCCAGCACUGCUACAGGUACAACGGUCAUCGAGUGCAUCAAGUCCCAAGAGAGUUCUGAAUCGCAGACGUCGCAGUCGGGGUCACGAGCCACCACGCCCUCACUGCCUUCAGUGGAGAAUGAGUUCAAGCUUCCCUCGCCAGAGAAGCUGAUUGGCCUCGCCUCACCCUCCAGUGGGUAUUCCAGCCAAUCAGAAACCCCGACAUCCACCUUCCCCUCUGCUUUCUUCCCAAGUCCCUUAUCCCCGAGCAGUGGCAAGAGGAAGCCAAAAGUUCCCGAGAGAAAGUCCUCUCUCUCUUCCUUACAACUACAACAACAACAACAACAGCACCAAUCAUCCAAGAGGGACCUAGAGCUGCCAGUCAUACCUCCAACUCACCUUGACCUAAGUGCUCUUCACAACGUUAACAAGCCUUCAGCCCACCGGAGCCAGAUGCACAUCCUCCAUCAGAACAAGCAGAAGGCGGCAGCUGCUGCAGCAGCCAAAGCAGAGGCCAGAGCCUCUGCAGCCGCUGCCGAAGCUAUUGUCGGCGCCGCAUCCAUGGCCAUCACUCCCACGGUGCUUCGUUCAGUCCAGCUGCGGUCUGUCGGGAGGUCCGGCGAAGGAAGUUACGAGAGGCUCGCCACCGCCACACGGCCCAAGUGUCCCACUGUGACCAUCAGCACCACCCCGGCAAACACCAAGCCUUUAGAAUCGCGGAAACCUCCACCUUACAGACCCCAGGAACCCCACGCUCAGGAGCACUGUGGAUCACUGUUUACUCCAGGCAACAGAGCCGUGGCAAAAGAUGUAGCAAGUAACAGUGGUGUGAGAUUCAGGCACGACAGGCUUGCACCAAUGCCCCUGUGGAGUAUGACAGCCUUCCGAGGCCAGCCAGACCAAGCGGGGCCUGAAGAUGACCACUUGGAGAGCGGGACCGAAGGUCAGGGGAUCUCUGAGGGCACUGCUGAUUCUGAGGAAGAGAAGCAAGGCUUGAGGGUCGUAAAGCCUCUCUUCCCCGGGAGCAGUAUGGACGUGGAACAGAAUGAAGCACUGAAAUUGGAACUAAAAGAGGAAAGCUCGACGUUGUUGUGUCUGACUAAGACGGGGUCUCCACCGACCCAGCACGGAAUAGCCAAGAGGUCUGAAAGUCUUGACCAAGUGCCUGAUAUAAUAACUCAAUCAGAAACAUCGCAAGCUUACUCAAUCAGCGAUGCUGGUAACCAAGAGGAGGAAUAUGAAACAUCAGGUGUUCCUACCAGAAGUGCCUCGCAGGACAGCAGGGAGGAUGGCUCCACUCCAGACGAGGACUACUUCAGCAAGGAGUCCACACCCAGCGAUCCCGCAGUAUCUCCAUUAAAUGAUGACAGUAGAUCGGACGAGGACAGUGUCUUCCUGUCACCGAAUCGGAGCCGUACAACUGAGGAUCUCUUUGCAAUGAUUCACAGGUCCAAAAGGAAAGUGCUUGGGAGAAAGGACUCUGGAGACCUAGGAGGGCGGAACAGGUUGGGUGGUGCAUCAGCCACCACUCCACCCAACAACACUAUGACCUCUCCAACUACGCCCGUUACACCAACCACGCCUACCACACCAACGGGUCCUCUUCAGAGAACUCCAGGACAGAUAUACAGAAGCGCGAAAAAGUCCAGCACCUCCAACGAGGAGUUCAAGCUGCUGCUGCUGAAGAAAGGCAGUCGGUCCGAUUCCAGCUACCGCAUGUCGGCCACAGAGAUUCUGAAGAGCCCGAUCGCGCCAAAGUCUCCCGGUGAUUCGUUCGCCGAGGGGGGCAAGCAGCUAAGCGAGCCCGGCUCUCCCCAGCAUCAGCAGUCCCCGCCAGGCACAUCCGAGCAGCUGUCCAGCCCUUUCCCCAAAGCCAACACAGAGGGCUUUUCCCCGAAAGCCUUUCCUGUCACUGCCUCUUCACGGCAGGGGCGCUCUAGAAUACCACCUGCUGCAAACAGCAGCCGGUACAGUACCCGCAGCCGGCUGUACACGGCACCCAUGCAGGCAAUCUCAGAGGGGGAGACGGAGAACUCCGACGGGAGUCCACACGACGACCGCUCCUCUUAGAGUAUGCACCUUCCGCUUUAACACUGUAAAGGCUACUAACACAAAAAAAAAAACAUUUUUUAAAAGAAGGCAUGACAGGAGACAAAAAAAACGAGAAAAGCCUUCAGACGGAGCUAAUGCUCUGACAGUUGCAUUGUUCGAAGAUAAUUUGAUGCGUGUGUCACUGAAAAUUGUGAGAAGAAAAUAAGGACAGAAAAAAAAAACUUUGUUUGUACCCUUUUUGUACCACACAACAAGAGUGAACUGGUUUUAGGGGAAAAAAACAAAGCCUAUUCUAGUGAUGUUGUAGUAAUCCAAUAUGAUUUUUAAUUAUUAAUAUUUUUAAAAUGCUGCAGUCCUUGAGAACUACAUCAUGAAAUGACUUUCAAAAGCUGGUUAUCAAAUUUAGAGUGAUGAUGAACUAUGACAGAAUACUUUACAAGGGCACAGGAGCAUCAUUCCACAAAUGUCCAAGCAGUCCUUCUUUGUAACUUUUCAGAGAAAACACAAAUUGCAUUGUGAAAUGAAAUGAAAAAUUCAAACAUAAUGUACUGCAUAGGACAUGACUGUGAAAAGCAAGUGGUCCAGAAAAUUUUACAAGAAGGGAAUGAUCAAUUCCUACAUGCUAAUUUGUCACUGCAAAGUGACACUUGGGACAAUCUAAUGGUGGCCUUUUGUAUAGUGGGUCUUAGGAUUGAUUGGGCUGAUAUGACACGUGUUUAAGACUGUUCAGCCUUUUUACGGCGGGUCUGAAAAACCUUCAGCUGGAAGCUUGGCAGGGUAGGUGCUUUGUCACCUACGGCACCUUUGCACUUCUCUCAGUUCCUCAAGAAUACCACUUCAUAGAGUUUUAUAUGAAAUUAAUGCCACAUUUUAAAGGUAGAGAUAUAAAUAUCUAUAUCUAUAUACAUAUAUAUAUAAAGAGGCUAUAUACAUAUAUGUUUUUAAUGACACAAGCUCAAAAUGGCAGUGAAUUCUUUGUCAGUGGCACAUGGUGAUUACACCCAGCUAUGCCUGCCUUAGGUGUUACAGUAGUUAUUAUGUGAACUCAAUAUACUGGGAUCUGUCACAUAAACCUCAGUGCAAGAGGCAUGCUAUUUAAAGCGCAGCUCUUCUAUUUUAAUUAAAUGUUUGGUAUUUCUAAAUCUUCAAAUCACAAGAGGAAACACAUUGACUGUGCUCAUGGUAUUUUCCACAUUUUUUUCCACCUACUCAGAAAAAAAUAGACUGUUGUAGUGACAGUAACAGUUGAUCACUUGAAAAAUGACCACCAUCAUAGCUUUGUGGAAACUCUAAAACAAUAUGGUUACCCAAUGUAUUCUGUGAAUACCUCUGCAAUUAUGUAUACUGUUGAUUUGAGAUUUUAUGCUGUUCACUCAAAGGUGAAUAAUUUAGUCAUCACAUUCACACAGACACACAGCAGGAUUAACACUGUGCAAUUUAGAAUAGGAAAAACAAGCCCUGUGAAACCAGUAGAUUGCUGGGUAGCAGAACACUUUGACCAGCAUGUGGUGAAGUGUGUUUCGUUACAUAAUACCCCCCUUGUCUUCUCAUUAUACGCAUGCAUUUGAAAAAAAAAGCAAAAUAAGAGAAAGUUUGCAAAUGGGAAAAUAUAUAAAUAUACCUAUAUAUACAUAAAAACUCAAAUUUUGUGAAUUAACAUUGUCAACAUCAUUUGAAAUUGUCUCGUCAGUAUGUUGAGUAGAUGUAUACUGUAUCCAUUUUCUUCAAACUGUAUGGUAGUGUUUUUUGCCAUAUCUAAGCAAACUUACUUGACAAUCUUAAUCAAAUCUCUUAUGGCUAGUUCGGGUGGAAACUUCAGAGGUGGCGACAAGGCAAAGGGAACAUGGAUUGAGCUGUGGCCGAGAGGCAGGGGUCAGAGAGCUUGGGCCUUACACAGGCCAAGAUGGAAUGGCUAGAUGAUGUGGCCGAAAGGCGUUCUGUAGUAUACGUGAUCAUGGGUGUAUGUAUGCAAUGUUGAGAGGGCAGUGGAAAGUGUAGAGUUGGAGCAAGAGGGAUGGUUUUUGAUUUGGAGGAUGGCUCAUGAGAGGAUGUUCUUUGUGCAGCUAAUUGCUGUUUUAAGGAAAAUGGAACAGUCUUGAGCCUAUUUUGCCAGGAUCAAAUCAGAGUGCAAAGUCAUGUUUGAAAGAGUGAGUGUCUCAUUGUGGUGUUCCAUGUGAGAGACUUUCCAUGUCUCUUGUUUUUGAGGUUUUUAAAUUGUGACAAAAAUGUGUAAAUACAUAGAUUUUCUUAAACAUAUGCCACACCCCUAUAUUUUUGUUUCAUAUCCAAACCUUGAGGUUUUGGAAUCUAACCAUUAUUUUUAUCAUUCUGAUGCAGCAAAUGACUACAUUUAGAUAUAUUUAUUUUUGGUACUAAAAGACUAGAAUCAAGAAAGAAAGGAACUUUGGUUCAAAAUUGGAAAUUGAAAUAAUUGUCCUGUAAUUGGUGCGUAUCUAUUCUCUAUAAUGGCUUAGAAUACGGAGCGCAAUACAUUUCAGCAAAGAUUUUAUUAUUGUUUUACUCUAAAUAAAUUCUUAUUCUUAUUUUUGAACAAAAAAAGAGCUGAACAGACACAUCAAGCAUUGAAUCAUGUUUAAUCAACUGUAGACACUGGUUACUUAGAACAUAAAUGAGGUUUACGAUUAACCAAUGAAAACCUCCUAACGCUAGGGGGGGGGGGGGGAUACGACAUAUUACCGAUAAGCUAUAGUGUGUGUUAGCCAAACAUUGAAAAUCAUUUAAUUUGCAAAAAAUAUUUUCUGGUCCCCCAUUUCACAUACACAAAACAAAUUGCCAUCCCAUUGACUCACAACAAAGAUACAGCUUUCUGUUUGCUAAGGAAACACUGGUACAGACACAGAGUACGGUUUCACUCUGAGUGAAACUACUUUACAAUAUCUUUGUAGCUAUACCUCUCUACUUGCAUUGUUGCAUGACACGAAGCUAACAUGGCAGUGGCAAAGCUUUUAACUGUUAAUGUCAUUCUGGCCUUAAAUGAGCUAAACCGACAAAGGGAAAACAAUAGCGGCUGCCUCCUUUGACCACAUAUCUGCUAUAUUACUACUCCCCAAAGAGAGAGAUGGUCUACUGUUGGUUUACAUUGAGAUGGCUUAUGAGCUCUUUUGUAAAGGUUAAAAAUGUUUCGAAAUCUACCUUUUACAGGGUACACAGAGGGCAACAAUUCUCUUUACCAUCAUUCCAAGAAUUUAAAGUAUAACUUAGACAUUUGCACUGAUAUAGUGAAGUUUGUGAAGUAUUCAUUUUGUCUCUUGCUGUACCUAAAGUUAUUUAUAUAGGAUUUCCAUUUUAAACUGUUUGAAUUUUCUUUACAGCUGAACUAAGCAUGCUCCAAGGGAAGAGACACAAGUAGCACAUACUUUUACCAAAGGGUCUAAGUUGUCUACAGGUGUAAGCAAAGAUGUUUUAAGGUUACUUGAUCAAAUAAAAUAUCAUAAACAAAUAAAUUGCCUGCUUAAAAGAGAGUUACAAAACUGUUUCGGUACUAGAUGCAACUCCUUCAGGCUGUAAGCUUCAAUCAAGUAGAUUAGCAUCAGUUUUGUAUUUUUGUACAGAUUUGUAAAUACAAUACCUUUCUAAAUUGUUGCAAAGGUGUUUCUUUUGUAAAAUGUUUUCAAAGUUUACAUUACUUCCAAGCCUUUGUAUAUUUUUGAGCUGUGCAACUCUUUAAGUCUUGUAUUUAUUUUUUAGUAAACAUUGUGAAAAUCCCAUUGUAAAUCUCUGAACAAUGAUUUGCCAGCAUGACUGGCUGCUUAGUAAAUGUGCAUAGAAGGAGCCAAUAAAUGUGACUGCUUUGAAAA
This is a messenger RNA of Alosa sapidissima (American shad), 8823 nucleotides long. RefSeq names its product Nance-Horan syndrome a (congenital cataracts and dental anomalies) (gene nhsa). NCBI's taxonomy places the organism in Eukaryota, Metazoa, Chordata, Actinopteri, Clupeiformes, Clupeidae. Gene Ontology annotation, biological process: cell differentiation; lens development in camera-type eye. The coding region runs from base 200 to 5023 and encodes 1607 amino acids. The record is from RefSeq and is a predicted model, not a curated record. The transcript has 13 exons.